This is a messenger RNA of Rangifer tarandus platyrhynchus (Svalbard reindeer), 390 nucleotides long. The record is from the annotation of a GenBank genome assembly. NCBI's taxonomy places the organism in Eukaryota, Metazoa, Chordata, Mammalia, Artiodactyla, Cervidae.
AUGAAAGAAAAAUACUGUGCAUAUGUGACUCUAGGAAGGGAGCUCCUCGGCUUUCACCAAGCCCUGAAGGAGGCCUUGGGGGUCCGAAGGCCCACUGUUGGGGCGCUAUCACGAAGCUGGGCAGAGGAGUGCACUGUCUGCUCUUCACUGUUAACUGAGAUCAUGCUGGCAGCUGACGGAAGGGAGGAGUCUGAGAUGUGGAAGCAAAAUGCCAGUGGGGCCCAAGGGUCAAAGCCUCAGCUUUCUCUUUGGCUGGAGCGGUCUCUGCAGGCAGUCUGCCGUCCGUACCAGCACCUGUCUCAGGCCCACUUCGCGGGUCUCCUGGACCUUUCCAGUCGUCUCCACCAAGACACGCUGCAGACCCCUCAAAGUCUGCCUGGCCACAGCUGA